Molecule: messenger RNA, 1985 nt
Organism: Cynara cardunculus var. scolymus (artichoke)
Lineage: Eukaryota; Viridiplantae; Streptophyta; Magnoliopsida; Asterales; Asteraceae
Product: stomatal closure-related actin-binding protein 1-like
Exons: 14
Coding region: 305-1816 (503 amino acids)
Biological process (GO): regulation of stomatal movement; actin filament organization
Molecular function (GO): actin binding
Source: RefSeq, a predicted model, not a curated record
CCGCGCACAGACCAUGACCAUCACAAAACAACUCUGUGUAUCUGUGUGAGAGAGAGAGAAACUUUGGACUUCUCAUCUUCUACGCCUUUUUCCUGCUUUUCAUAAAGCAAACCAAAUCAAUUCUCCGUUUUCCCAAUCUGUCUUCUUGCAAUGACAUGAACAAACAAUUGCUACUUGAGGAAUUCAAUAUUAGUUGUUAAUUUGUCUUUGUUUACAUGUUCUGUUGGUGGAAGCUAACUAAUGAUGUAACUACAAGCCAGGAAAUAGUUUGCUCCUACGAUUGGAGUGAUAUCUAACCAGAAGCAUGACAAGGGUGGGGCGUGAUUUUAGCUAUGCAACGCAAAGAGAUGCAGUUUCCCCAGUGUCAGCAGAUGUGAUAUUUGCCUCCAGCCGAUUUCCAAAUCACAAAACUAGAACUAAUAAUAACACCUCGGAGGUAAAGGAAGAUGCAAAGUUGGUUUCUAUGAAAGAGGUAGUUCGGAAUGAGACUUCCCAGUUGCUAGAUCAGCGAAAUCGCCUAUCUGUUCGUGAUCUUGCCAAUAAAUUUGAGAAGGGUUUAGCUGCUGCUGCUAAAUUAUCCGAUGAGACAAAACUCCGGGAUGUGGCUUCUUUAGAGAAACAUGUGCUUUUAGAAAAUCUUAGAGAUGCACUUGAAUCCUUGAGAGGACGUGCGGUGGGUAAAAACAAGGAUGACGUGGAGGAGGCUAUUGCUAUGGUUGAUGCUUUAGCGGUUCAAUUGACUGAGAGGGAAGGAGAGUUGGUUCAAGAGAAGGCCGAGGUUAAGAAGCUUGCAAGUUUUCUGAAGCAGGCUUCAGAAGAUGCAAAAAAACUUGUCGACGAAGAAAGAGCUUUUGCACGAACUGAAAUUGAGAAGGCUAGAGCUGCAGUUCAGAGAGUGGAAGAGGCUCUUCAGGAGCAAGAAAGAAUGUCCCGAGCUACUGGGAAGCAGGAUGUGGAAGAACUAAUGAAGGAGGUUCAACAGGCGAGACGGAUCAAGAUGCUACACCAGCCUAGUAAGGUUAUGGAUAUGGAACAUGAGCUUCAAGUAUUACGCACUCAGCUAGCAGAGAAGUCAAAGUGUUCAAUUAAGCUCCAGAAAGAGUUGGCAAUGAGCAGGCGCGGAGAGAAAAAUACUCCCUGCUUUGAAUUUGAUGGUACAGAGGCUUUAGGUUCGUAUUUGCAGAUCCAGCCAUGUUCUGAUAAAGCCCCAGAACUUCUAGAAUGUUCGAUCCAGUGGUAUCGUUUGACAUCUGAAGGUGGAAAAAAGGAGCUUAUUUCAGGUGCCACCAAACCUAUUUAUGCUCCUGAACCGUCUGAUGUUGGCCGCAUACUUCAAGCUGAUAUCAUUUCAGACGUCCUGAGUAUUAGUUUGACAACAUCUGGUCCUAUGGAUCCAGCCGCAGGACUAGGAAACUAUGUGGAAGCAUUGGUGCGACGGCAUGACACUGAGUUUAACGUAGUUAUUGUCCAAAUGAAUGGGGCAGACCAUCCAUCAGAGUCUAUUCAUGUACUUCAUGUGGGAAAGAUGAGGAUGAAACUUUGCAAGGAAACAACAACCGUGGCCAAAGAAUACUACUCGCCUUUUAUGCAGCUGUGCGGAGUUAGAGGUGGUGGAAAUGCUGCAGCGCAGGCAUCAUUCUGGCAACCAAAGAUAGGACUCUCCUUUGUGCUGGCAUUUGAGUCGGAAAGAGAAAGAAAUGCUGCUAUUAUGCUCGCACGAAGAUUUGCCUUCGAUUGCAAUAUCAUGCUUGGUGGCCCUGAUGAUAGAGCAGCAGCAGCAGCAGCAGCAGCCGCGGCCACCGCCGAGGAAACUUAACAAAUUUAUAUAGGAAGGAAUUGUAAUUGUAAUUAUAUAUAUGUAAUGUGUUGUUGUAGUCUUGAGAAUUCUAGUAUUGCUGCUUGAUUGUGAAAUUGUUUGGUUCACUGUCCUUUUCUAGCCACCCAUUCUUUUAUUGGGUUUUGUAAUUCUAUGAACCUUUAUAUUA